UCCACAGCCGUGAAGCAGGCGAUUGAGCAUGUGUGGAGUGUGUAUAGGCGGCGCCAGUGGCUCGAGGAGCAAAUCAGUGCGGCAGAGAAGGCAGCCUCCAGGAAUGACCUAGGCCAUCUCCUCUCAGUUGAACAGGAGUUUCAUGAGAUUCACCACUAUUUUCAACAGGCCUUCAGCUCUCCCCACGAAUACCGCAUUCCGGAGACUGACGUGCUGCUUUCGUUUACCGAAAUCUGUGAAGCUGUGCGUCAGCUCAAGCCGGGCAAGGCAGUGCCGGAAGCUAGCUUGCCGGCGGACAUUUGGCUACUGCAACCAGAGGGGGUGGCUAAGCUUAGUGCUCAGGUCUUCCAACGCAGCCAUGCAAGGUUGGUCGUAGGCCGCAGGAUCUGCGGCCACUGGGACUACAGGCGGGUUGAAGGGCUUAAGAAGCAUAUCAAUGGUGGAUGCCCUGCGCGGGUAGGUGUCGCUUUUGAGGAACGUCGGCCGCUUUUUGCAACCUCAGCUUUCUGUUCCAUGCUUGCCGAGAGCUGGCGCCGGCUCAUGCAUCAGACUGAGUGGCAGCAUGCGACCGCCGCUGCUGAUCGAAUCAAUAGCCUGGGUCUAGACCUCCGGCUCAGAGGGAAUUUUUUUUUGAAGAUGACGGACACCGAGAUGACGGAGGAGACUCGAGCCACCUUGGCCCAGACGGAGAUCGACCUGGUCUUCGGGCAGCCCAAGAACAAGCCCGAGAAGGAGCAGGACCAGUCGUGGGCGGAACAAGCCAAGGACUGGAAGGAGGACGGUCUCGACUCAGAUCGGCCUUCCAAAUGGGGCAAGAAAGACGGGGGCAAGGGAGCUUGGCGCCCUUGGAACUCGGGGAGCGGCUCCAACCCGAAGAGACAGUGGGAGCCGAGCUCGAAGAAUCAGGAGAACCGUGCCUCCCUGGACCCACAGGUGCAGGCCUUCCUGACGACGGUCACCCGAGCAGUCCUACGGCACGAAGCCGACCUCACCCUUCUCCGCGCAGACACCAGCUACGUACUCUUCAUCGAUAUUUCGGAACACUCGUGCCUGCAAAGGGUGAAAGAUGCAGCGAGUCACUGGCAGGAACUCUUCACGGCCGGCACGGUCAGCAUGGCCCUCAAGACUGCCCUGCUGGGCGGCAUCGUCAAGGACCUAAAGGAGAAACUGGAGGAGGCCUACAUGAACCUGGAUUUCUGCGAGUGGAAGCCCCGCUGGAACCAGUCGAGGCUCGGCCUAGGCACGGCACUUCCUCUUGCUAAGCUUUGCAACCCAGCCGGUAUGAACCUCUGCUACGCCAACUCCUGCAUGCAGGCUUUAUUUUGGUUACGGGAACUUGCUGGCCCGGUGUUGCAGCUUGCAUCAUCAGCACAGGCCCCAGCGGAUCUUCGGAACAACCGCGAUGUGGUCCUGGCCUGCAUCAGCCACGAUGCCGCCUGCUUGGCCCAUGCGCCAGAGGCCCUGCGCUCGGAGCGAUCCUUCCUGCUGGAUGCAGUGCAGCGGCAUCUCCGAGCCCUGGAGUUCGCCGGGGGCUUUCGGGAGGACACAGAGAGUAGGAAGCGAUCUGAGAGGUGA
Molecule: messenger RNA, 1575 nt
Organism: Symbiodinium necroappetens
Lineage: Eukaryota; Dinophyceae; Suessiales; Symbiodiniaceae
Source: the annotation of a GenBank genome assembly